CAAAAACCCAUAAAUUCCAUAAACAUAUCACAACUUUUUUGUUAGUCAAAAUUUUCCGUCUUUCAAAAUUAAGAUUCAAUAAAAACAAUUUCAAAUGAUUAUACCAGCUUGGAGGUGGUUGCACUUCAUUGUGCCUGUUGGACUUUUCGGUACCGCCGUUUGGGAGGCAAAGCGCUCAACUGCUGGCUCUCGGUUUGGCUACUCGGAACCGAAUCAACGUCGAUGGGCUCGGCAUCAUGGACAUUGCGCCGGCAAAACGCAGUCACCAAUCGCUUUACACUCGUCUAAAGCUAUCCCAUUGAAUAUGCCAGCGAUUGAUAUGAUUGGCUAUCAUAAUUUGCUGCCAAAUCCACUGCUUAUGGUCAACAAUGGGCAUACUGUUGCCAUCAAUAUACCCAAGCUGAGUGAAGAGGAGAAGGAGAGUGGCGAUUUUAUGCCGUACGUACGUGGCGGUAAGCUGCCAGGAGAUUUCGAAGUGGAGAGUGUCCAUUUUCACUGGGGCGAUAAGAACAAUCGUGGCGCUGAGCAUGUGAUCAACGACAUCCGUUAUACGAUGGAAAUGCAUAUUGUGCAUCGCAACAAGAAAUAUGCGACACUUGCCGAUGCGCUGGAAUUCACUGACGGCGCUGCUGUAUUGGGAUUCUUUUUCAAUUUGGAUGAAGAUGAAGGUGCGGGUUUGACAACAAUAUGCCGGCAUUUGAAUCUAAUACCGGAUGCGAAUGAUGCGGUCAAUUUAACAGUUACCUUCUCACUAUCCGCGCUGAUUGCUAAUGUAGAUUUGGAUAAAUUCUAUACAUACAAAGGUUCACUUACAACGCCACCCUGCUCGGAGGCCAUUACAUGGGUGCUCUAUCCCGAUCCCAUACCCAUUUCUCCCAAACAGAUUGCCCGCUUCCGUCAGCUGCAAGAUACGCAGGAUGGCGCGCUGGUUGAUAAUUUCCGUCAAUUGCAGCCGAUUGGUAACCGUCGCAUUUUUAUGCGCAACGGUAAUACGAGACAUACGCAUGUGGAAGCUUUGAAGAAGGAGCUGGACUAUAAGAAAUGGGAUUGGUAUAAUUGAUUUUGCAGCUAGAAUUGAAUUGGAUAUUCUCACAAUGCUUGUACUCGUGCAAUAACAAGCGGCCAUUUGCUUUUGCAAUCGAUUCUUAGUUAAAUGAAUUUUUAAUUUAUUAUUUAAUAUGCUUACAUAUGUACUUAAGUAAUUGCAUUGUUGUAAUUCUAGUGCGCUUGGCAUGUAAAUUUACUUUUUGUGUACUCUCUCCUAACGGACACCACUAUUAAGCGGACACCUCGCAUAUGCGGACGCUUUUUUCCUGUACUUACCACAAAUUUUUUUCUCUUGAGCGGAGAAGCUUUUUUCACUCCCAUAGCGUAUUACUAACGUUUUUUUACAUUUUUCUCAUAAGCGGACACUUUUUUCAGUCGUUUAGGUGUCCGCUUAAAAGAGAGUAUACUUGAUAUAUGAAUGUAUGCACGCAUUUCAGUUGCUGGAUGUGAAGCUAUAUAAUUUACUUAUAUUAUGCAUGUCUGUAUUUAUGUACAAGUUUGUAAAAUAAAUUAAUUCAACAUUAAA
Anastrepha obliqua is the source of this 1573-nucleotide messenger RNA. It is a transcript of the gene CAH9, whose product is annotated as carbonic anhydrase 2. The transcript is spliced from 7 exons. NCBI's taxonomy places the organism in Eukaryota, Metazoa, Arthropoda, Insecta, Diptera, Tephritidae. The record is from RefSeq and is a predicted model, not a curated record. Gene Ontology annotation, molecular function: zinc ion binding; carbonate dehydratase activity. Gene Ontology annotation, cellular component: cytoplasm. Bases 95 to 1060 code for a protein of 321 amino acids.